This is a messenger RNA of Sparassis crispa, 855 nucleotides long. RefSeq lists its product as hypothetical. Gene Ontology annotation, cellular component: nucleus. The record is from RefSeq and is a predicted model, not a curated record. NCBI's taxonomy places the organism in Eukaryota, Fungi, Basidiomycota, Agaricomycetes, Polyporales, Sparassidaceae. Gene Ontology annotation, biological process: regulation of DNA-templated transcription; DNA alkylation repair. Bases 1 to 855 code for a protein of 284 amino acids. The transcript has 5 exons.
AUGGACGGGGCCAAGGGCGCGGUGGAAGAGGUCGAGCGAGAGGAGCUGUUUCGGGUGAAAACAAGGGAGAAAAGCAACAAAGGAGAAAGACGGGUCUUGGCCCUCCCUAUCGGGCAUCAUCGAGAUCUCCGGGAUAGGAUGUCGGCAUUCACAGAUGCAUUGCUUGCCGCAUCGCCCGCAAUACCUGGUCUUGAUGAAUCCAUCGUUAUUCCCGCACGCCGGCUGCACUUCACGCUCGGUGUAAUGGCGCUUACUGGCGGAGCGUCUGAGCCGAUAGACAGUUCGCCGUCUCCCUCGCCUUCAACCCCACGGACGCUACGGACCGCCGCUGUACUGCUGGAGGAGAUUCGUCCGGUGCUCCUGAAGAUGCUCGACGGUGCACGGCUACGUGUCGCGCUCAAGAGCAUGGACAUCGUGAAGCCGGAGCGGCAGGACCUCGAGCGAGCGCAUGUCAUGUGGGUCAGGCCUUCCCCAAUGAAUGAAGAUUUCGAGCGUCUGAGAAAACUCUCCAAUUUUGUGCAUGAGAAGUUUAAGACGGCUGGGCUGGUCGUCGAUGACGGGUGUCCGCUGAAGCUCCACUGUACGGUCCUCAACACAGUCUACUGCAAGCCCCGUACCAGAGUGCGCACGCCGUUCUCGUACUCCUUCAUUCUUACCUCGGAAGCACUACAAGCUGUCUCAGUGACGCCGGAAACGGCUAUGGUGAUGGCACAAGCUGUAUCACAGUCUCCGAGUCCGGGACUGCGAUCUGUAGAUUUUGGGGAAUGGGUUAUGGAGGAGGUGCAAAUCUGUGAGAUGGGGAGCUGGGGGGCCGAAGAUGAGUAUGUGUGCGUCGGGCGGUGCCCUCUAGUGUGA